AUGCAACAACAACUACGGGAGAAAAUAGAUGAAAUGCUUAAAGAUGACUUAAUUGAGGAAUCAGACUCCUCAUGGUCAGCACCUGUAAUACCUGUACCUAAAGGCGAGAAUGAUGUAAGAGUUUGUAUAGACUAUAGGAAGCUAAACGAGAUUACUAAACCUGAUAGAUAUCCGUUACCACGUAUCGAUAACUUACUGCAUCAAGCUAAAGCUAUGCCAUAUAUGUCUACAAUCGAUUUAAAAUCAAGUUAUCAUCAGAUCUCAGUGCCUCCAGACGACCAAGACAAAACAACGUUCGUUUCACCGUUUGGAAUGUAUCGGUUUAAACGUAUGCCUUUUGGAUUACGAAAUGCACCUCCUACGUUUCAAAGAUUGAUGGUUAAGCUUAUAAGAGGCUUGAAAGCGACCUGUGUCAUUUCCUAUUUAGAUGAUUUAAGCCUGAGGUCUGUCUCUUUCAUUCAACACCUAAAAGAUUUAAGGGAAGUAUUUGAUAAACUUAGAGAAUAUAAUUUGCAUGCCAAUAGAAAGAAAUGCAAGUCUGGUUGUUCUGAAGUAAAAUAUUUGGGACAUUUGAUUGUGCCUGAAGGAAUAAAAGCAGAUCCUGAGAAAGUGUCUGUUAUUGCUAACCUACAAGAACCUAGAAAUCUUAAACAAUUGAUAUUAUUUCUACAAACAGCUUCUUGGUACCGUAGAUUUAUAUACAAGUUCGCAGAAAUUGCAAGGCCAUUAACUAAUUUAACACGAAAGAAAGUUAUUUGGCAAAUGCAAAUGGAAUUCGGAAGAACGAGAAUCCUUCAACAAGUUAAUGAUUGCACUGACAGCACCUGUACUGAAACAAGCUAA
Molecule: messenger RNA, 843 nt
Organism: Arctia plantaginis
Lineage: Eukaryota; Metazoa; Arthropoda; Insecta; Lepidoptera; Erebidae
Source: the annotation of a GenBank genome assembly